Molecule: messenger RNA, 651 nt
Organism: Nanorana parkeri
Lineage: Eukaryota; Metazoa; Chordata; Amphibia; Anura; Dicroglossidae
Gene: ITPA
Product: inosine triphosphatase
Exons: 8
Coding region: 65-646 (193 amino acids)
Biological process (GO): nucleoside triphosphate catabolic process
Cellular component (GO): cytoplasm
Molecular function (GO): nucleoside triphosphate diphosphatase activity
Source: RefSeq, a predicted model, not a curated record
GAGCUGGAGCCGGUUGCAUGCUUCAAGUUCAGAUCCUGUCAUCACACAUACACAGGUACAGGAGAUGGCUGCUAGAAGCAUAGUGUUUGUGACCGGGAAUGCCAAGAAGCUGGAAGAGGUUGUCCAGAUCCUCGGAGACAAGUUUCCAUGUAAAUUAGUGGCAAAAAAGAUUGAUUUACCUGAGUACCAAGGAGAACCAGAUGAAAUCUCAAUUCAGAAGUGCAAAGAAGCAGCAAAAGAGAUCCAGGGCCCAGUCAUAGUUGAAGACACGUGUUUGUGUUUUAAUGCUCUCGGAGGCCUUCCUGGCCCAUAUAUAAAAUGGUUUCUUGAGAAGCUAAAACCUGAAGGUUUACAUCGGAUGUUGGCAGGAUUUGAUGACAAGUCAGCCUAUGCCCUCUGCACAUUUGCUUACAGCACUGGAAACCCAGAUGACCCUGUACUUCUCUUCAGAGGCAAAACCCUGGGGCAAAUAGUAUCUCCACGAGGGCCACGGGACUUUGGAUGGGACCCAUGUUUUCAGCCAGAUGGUUAUGAGCAGACGUAUGCAGAACUUCCAAAGGAAGUGAAGAACAGCAUUUCUCAUCGGUAUAGAGCACUAAAGGAAAUGUCAGAUUAUUUCAUCCAGAAUAAUACUCCCAAGGCAUAAAUUCU